Cynoglossus semilaevis (tongue sole) is the source of this 2339-nucleotide messenger RNA. Its product is annotated as E3 ubiquitin-protein ligase TRIM8-like. The record is from RefSeq and is a predicted model, not a curated record. The coding region runs from base 329 to 2026 and encodes 565 amino acids. The transcript is spliced from 7 exons. Lineage: Eukaryota; Metazoa; Chordata; Actinopteri; Pleuronectiformes; Cynoglossidae.
CCUCCCAGUCUGUACGGUCUCCGACGGCUCACGUUACCGUAGUCACACAGACGAGGGGGGCAGUCUGUCGGUGUGACGGUGCUGCGCUCUUUCUCCACCAGUCACACCAACUGACUGCACUUUCCACCAAAUAUUAGUCAGAGUUGACGGGAAAGCGGAACCAGUCAAAGUGCAGCCGGACUCGUUUCAACACAGCAGUGCGGAGGAGCAGUGCUUCGUUCUCACACUCAGUUCUAACCUAACCAGAGGAAACUGGACGAUUUCAGGAAUUACUCAACCGCGUCAUGAAGAACAAAUAAGCAACUAUUUGAAUCCAGCCACAGAGGUCAUGGAUGCAAGCUGGAAAAAUGCUCUGGAAGAGGAGCUCCUGUGUCCAAUCUGCCUCAAUGUUUUCGAAGAACCAGUACAGUUGCCCUGCAAGCACAACUUCUGCAAAACUUGCAUCUCAGAGGCGUGGUCUGGUGUCAUCAGCACUGGGAUCCGCUGCCCAGAAUGCAACCAUGAAUAUAGCCAGAAACCCGUACUGGAGAAAAACUUCAAACUGGCCAACAUUGUCAAUCGUUUCAAUGCAUUAAAUACCGAGAAGGCCCCUGUUGUGCUGCAGUGCGCCCUCUGCAGACGAGGUCCUUCGCUGCCCGUACGCAAGGUCUGCCUGCGCUGCAAGGAGCCCUGCUGCCAGACUCACAUCCAAACACACCUGCAGCAGCCCUGUGCUGCACCGGGACACCUGUUAGUGGACGCUGAGGAGCUGAGCGCCUGGACCUGCCCCACACAUGAGGACUACAGGCUGCUGCACUGUGAGGAAGACCAGGUGGCUCUGUGUCCUUUGUGCUGCAUCUCCCACUGUUCUAAAAAAAGACAUCACGUCCGUGAUGUGGAUACAAAACGAGUACAAGUGCAGGCCAUGCUAAUGAAGCAGAAAGACAAACUGAAUGGUCGUGUCCAGUGCAUAGAUGAGCAGAUUACCAGGCUGGAGACAGACAGGACAGUGAUGAAGGAUGCAGUGUCUGAACUGAUGGAGAGAUUGCGAGCCCAGUAUCAGAGGAUGCAUGCGCUGCUCCAAGCCAAGCACAAUGAAACCAUGCAGAUGCUGGAGAGCAGCUGCAUCAUAUACGAGAGGAGGAACUCUCAGCAGGGUCUCCAGCUGAAAGCUCGGCGUCAGGAGAUGGAAAAACUCCUGAGCUCAGUACAAAUGUUAUCCCAAAGAGCAGAAAGCAUAAACUGUGUGAAGAAUACCAAACCAUUCAAGAUGCUGCUGGACAGGUUCAAUUCACACUUGAGUCAUGCCAUUCCUCCAAUCAGAGUGGGACGACUCAACUCCAAUGAUUUGCUUUCUGACCUGUCAGACAGAGAGAAGGACUUGCGAAAAAUUCUGGCAGAACCGUUUAAAGAGGAAACCAUAGUGGAGGUUUUCCAGCCUCAGAGCAACUCUGCCUGCUACCAGACAGAGAACCGUUCAGCAUUAAAGAAAAGAAAAUACAGCAUCAGCUUCGGGGAAAGUGACACAGAAAACUCACCCUCCCAGAAUCAACCACCGCUGCUCUGCAGUAGUAAAAAGCCCUCCCUCCAUCGAGCCCUGUCCAUGUACUCCUCCGAGUUCCUCUCUCAAAAUUCUCACAUUGGCCCCGGCCACAGUCGGCUCCUGGACUCUCCAGCUCACCCAGCUAUGGUUUUGGGGUCGUCCUCUGGCCACCACUCAGGGACCGUUUUCUCCUCCUCCCACUUCCCUAGUGGGGAGACGUCAACACAAGCCAUGUACGAAGGGCGCAACAUACUGAUGUGCGCUCAGAAUAACUGCUGUUACUCCAGGGCCCCCGCUGCUCGUACCCAGCCUCCGUACCCGGCGACAGACUCCUUCCCCUCCAUGACUUCUCAGGAGUUCCCUGCACAUGCUCCACUCCCUACGAACCAGCCGCUGCAGCAUUACCCUGUCAGGGGGCUGAUGGAAGCCUCCCACAGCGCCAGACAGCCUGACUUCUACAGUCUGUAUGGACAGUCUUCAGCCAAGCAUUUUAUCAACAAGUAAUAAAAGAGAAUUAUCGCUGAAGCAGUCUCAGAUUUUCAUUCCGCUUUUUCCUUUGGUCCCCUUCGUUUUCCUUUACUGCUCUAUUUCGGGAAUCACUGUUUAUUUAAUGAAUCACUGUGACAGCAGCAACGCUGUAAUUUGUCUAUUUCAAAUUAAAUGCAUUUGCCAGUGUCAACAAUACAGUAUACUCUUAAAGAAGUGAACUAAAAAACGUCAUCACAGGUCCUGACGUGUGGUUUCAUUGGUGCCCUAAAAAGGCUCUUGACCAUUUCCUGUUUCUGCCUGGAACCAAAUAAAGAACCUCUUAAUUCAC